Lepus europaeus (European hare) is the source of this 702-nucleotide messenger RNA. It is a transcript of the gene JTB, whose product is annotated as jumping translocation breakpoint. Gene Ontology annotation, biological process: mitotic cytokinesis. Bases 102 to 542 code for a protein of 146 amino acids. The transcript is spliced from 6 exons. Gene Ontology annotation, cellular component: midbody; spindle; centrosome. The record is from RefSeq and is a predicted model, not a curated record. Lineage: Eukaryota; Metazoa; Chordata; Mammalia; Lagomorpha; Leporidae.
AGGGGCGCGCCCGGGAGAACCGAGCCGCGCGCCCCAGGAUCCUCCGCGCGGCAACAUGGCCGCGCCGGGGGCGGAGGCCGAGGUCCGACCCUGAGCGCUCCAUGCCUGCGGGCGCGAGGAGGCGUGGCCUCCCCCAGGGCCGCCGCCUUUGCUGGUUGCUCUGGGCUUUCACCUUAAAGCUCUGCCAGGCAGAGGCUUCCGUGCCGGAGGAGAAGCUGUCAGCGAGCACCUCGAAUUUGCCGUGCUGGCUGGUGGAAGAGUUUGUGGUGGCAGAGGAGUGCACUGCCUGUUCCAAUUUCCAGACUAAAACCACCCCUGAGUGUGGCUCCACAGGGUAUGUGGAGAAAAUCAUGUGUAGCUCAUCGAAAAGGAAUGAGUUCAAAAGCUGCCGUUCAGCUCUGAUGGAACAGCGUUUGUUCUGGAAAUUCGAAGGGGCUGUCUUGGGUGUGGCCUUGGUCUUCGCUUGCCUUGUCAUCAUUCGACAGCGACAACUGGACAGAAAGGCUCUGGAAAAGGUCCGGAAGCAAAUCGAGUCCAUAUAACUCCAUCCAGCCAUCAUCCUGGGUCCUGCAGACCUAAUCUCACACAGACAAGUGGAAUGGACUGAUUGGUACGCUCGUUGGAGCUUUGUGGCAGUGCCCCUUGCCCCAUUUUCCUUUUCUAGAUCAUUAAUGGGCAGAAUAAAAAGAGUAAAAUAGUUUC